Molecule: messenger RNA, 5071 nt
Organism: Vidua macroura (Pin-tailed whydah)
Lineage: Eukaryota; Metazoa; Chordata; Aves; Passeriformes; Viduidae
Gene: SETDB2
Product: SET domain bifurcated histone lysine methyltransferase 2
Exons: 26
Coding region: 239-4255 (1338 amino acids)
Biological process (GO): negative regulation of gene expression; heterochromatin organization
Cellular component (GO): nucleus
Molecular function (GO): histone H3K9 methyltransferase activity; protein binding; DNA binding
Source: RefSeq, a predicted model, not a curated record
AAAAAGUAGCGGGGGCCGGGACGAGGCCCCGAGGGGUGCGGGAGUGACCUGGGGCCUGACCCCUGGCCUCAGGCACGCCCCAUGCCAGCCUCCCAGCCCGACAGGCAGCCUGGCCCCUGCCCGCCGGCCCUCGGCGCGGGCCCUGCAGCCGAGGCGGAGCGCAGCGAGACCCCGACCUGAGCCGGGCUCGGCGCUGCCCCAGCGCGGGUGACAGCUCUCCGAGCAGGAUCCCCGGAGGAUGGACGAGAAAAGCAUGCUGUGUGACUUCUUUGAAGAGGAGAACCUUAACAGUUCCAGGGAGGAGAGCACUGAAGGUGAUGUGAAGACAUUUUGGACACAACUGGGAGGAAGAAGAGUGGAUGUCAUAUUUGAGCAGCUGCAAAAUGUGCUGUCAUUGCUGAAGGAAAAGAUCAAGAAUGGAACUGCAACAAACCAAGAAUGCUGGCAGGCUUGGGCACUGGUGAAUGAAGCUAAUCUAGGUGAUCUCUUAACCUUGGCAAAUGUUAGCGAUGAGUUGAAUGGAGAUGGUGCACAGGAAACCAAACCGAAACCGCAGCCUCUUCUUCCAGAUGACAAUACUGCAGACACUGUAGAAGCUUCUGACGGCGAAAAAGAGGAUAUGGAAAGAACCUGCUCAGGGAGUAAAGAAGCACCUAGCAAAAUUGAAGGUUUACCUUUAAAUGUGCAGUAUCAGGACCACAAGUGCUCUAGUGCAUGUCUUGCCAAGAGGGCAGUGGAUUCCUACAAGGGUGAAAAUCCUCUGAAAAUCCCAAUCCUGUUUGACUUUCAAAGACGCCAUGCAAAAGCAGACUGCCUUUCGAAGCCGCUGGAUGUGAAUUACAAAGCUCCUUGUGGUCGGAGUCUGAGAAGCUUUCGAGAUGUGCGAAAUUACUUGUUUGAAACAGAGUGCAAUUUCUUAUUUGUUGAUCACUUCUCCUUCAACACGUAUGUGCUGUUGGGCAGGAACACCAUGCAUCCCGAGCCCCUCGUGUUUGAGUUCGAUAUUAGCAACGGAGCCGAGUCUGUGCCCAUCUCCUUCUGUAACAAUCUCGACCAUGCAAGAUUGCCUUACUUCAAAUAUCGGAAGUCGUCAUGGCCACGUGGAUAUUAUCUCAACAAUCUCUCCAGCCUGUUUGUUGAUUCCUGUGACUGCACAGAUGGCUGCAUCGAUAGGUCAAAAUGUGCAUGCCUACAGCUGACAGCAAGAGGCUGUAGUAAAAUUUCUCUGUCUCCAAGUAGUAAAAGAUCUUGUGGAUACCAUUACAAAAGACUGGAGGGACCUGUUCCUAGUGGGAUUUAUGAGUGUAGUGUGUUGUGCAGGUGUGACAAGCUGAUGUGUCAGAACAGAGUUGUACAGCAUGGCAUUCAAGUCAGGCUGCAAGUGUUCAACACGGAGAAGAAGGGCUGGGGUGUCCGCUGCCUGGAUGACAUUGACAAGGGGACAUUUAUUUGUACUUACUCAGGCAGAUUAAUGAGCAGAGCUGAAGUAUUGGGAGAUGCUGAACAAAAGCUGAAGGAGAAAAGUGCAAUGAAUGAUAGAGGCCAUGACUUUUCUUCCAAAAAAAGAAAACUUGACCUUGAUCGUUCAGACUCAGUGAUUGAACUAGUGCAGACUGACAAAAAUUACAUUCUUGAGAAUCAGGAAUCUUUGUCUCAGACUGUGGAUAAUGAAAAUAAAUCAACCCUGGUUCAUCUAAAGAACUCAAGUAAUGCAACUAUGAGAAGGCCUGGAACCAAAACACUUGUUUUUCGCAAGCUAAAAAUGGUGCACAGUGCCAGCUCAGAUGAAGAUAAUAGUUCUCAGAUUCAUCAGUCAAGCAAAACAAAACUCACCAGUGGAACAAAGAAAGGAAAAGAAAAAUCCACCCAGCAGCAGAAGGAAGAACAUCCGAUGGAAAUUGGACAGACUGACUCUGCUGGUGUAGAGAGUGCAGGAUGCAGAAGAAAGAGUCUGUUACUGCAGGGUGUUGAUUGUGUCAAGUCCAGUGUGCUGGAUGACACAUGUGUUGUGAGGCCAUCCAGCAAUGCACCCCUAAAAGCUGACUGCAAAAAAAAUAGCAGGCAGCCAAAACAAGAUGCACUUUGUGAGGAGUCUGAUGGUGAUGGGAUGCUUCCCAAGAAUGCUAAUGAAGAAAAUAUUUACAUACUGGAUGCCACAAAAGAAGGAAAUGUGGGUCGUUUUCUAAAUCACAGCUGCUGCCCAAAUCUCUUUGCACAAAGUGUGUUUGUAGAAACUCACAACAGAAGUUUUCCAUGGGUGGCAUUCUUCACAAACAGUCAGCAAGUCCCAGGCUGCAAUUACGUGCUGUAUGGAAAGUCCUCAUUGUUGGUUGUCAGUCAGCUGCCUAGUAAUUCACUGGAUGUCCCCUAUACCAUAUCCAGUGAGAAACAUCAGAGAAUUACUACCUUCUUCACAAUAUUCAUAUUUUAUUAUAUUUUCCAUCAGUUGUCCCUCAGCAUCAUAGUCUCAGCUGAACCUGAGUGUGCCCAGGUGGCCAAGAAGGCCAAUGGCAUCCUGGCCUGUGUGAGAAACGAAGCCCACUCCUCCAUAUGUGAGCGCGGGGCUAGGGGGGAUGCAGGAUAUCGCCUUUCCCAUGGUGAAAGCCCUCGGGAAAUGGCUGCUCGCCGGCGGCCCGCGGCACUGCCUGGCACGGGUCUGGAACCCGGCCAUCGGAUCCGUGACCCCGGCCCGCCCGGGGUGGUCCGGCCACGCCUCCCUGACCACGUGACGGGCGCCUCAGGGGCGCGCCUUCCCGCCAGCCACGCCAGGGCCGCGGCCAAUCAGCGCCGCGCGGUGUGCGGGGCGGAGCAACGGCCGGCGCCACCGCGCAUGCUCCGUGCCCCGGCCGGGCGCGCUCACUUCCGCGCGGGAGAGUUGAGGGCGGGGGAGGGGGCGGCGGGAGUGACGGCUCGCGCGGGCCGCGCUGUGCCGCGAGCGGGCGGUAAGUGCCACCGCGGGCACGCGGGGCGGGGGGAGCGCGGAGCCUCCUCAGCGCCGGCCCCGCACCCCCGCUCCCCCCGCAGUGCCAGUGAGUGGAGCCGGCCGGGGCUCGGGCUGAGCGGAGGGGGCGGGGGGGCCGUGAGGCGGCACCGCGGGCCCGAGGGUAUUAGGAAGAAGUUAUUUGCUCGUGAGAGUGGCGAGGCACCGGCACGAGCUCCCCAGAAAAGCUGUGGGUAUCUGGUCUCUGGCGGUGUUCAGGGCCGGGUUGGAUGGGGCUCUGAGCAGCCCAGUCUAGCGAAAGGUGCCCUGCCCACGGCGGGGGCUUGGAACGAGAUGCUGUCAAGUGAGUCGCUGUUGUGUAAAAAGAAAGAAGCGAAACCAGCAGCCCUCCUUCUAGGAAAUGGCGCAGGUUCAGGAGGAGCAGCCAGUUUUCCUGCUCUAGGUGCUUUCUGGAUAAUGGCGAAGAUGGUGAGAACAACAUGUGCAUUUUGUUCAGAAGGGGAGGCUGGCUCUGUGAUGUAUAUCGCCGCAGAGAGAAAUAUUGCAGCUCAUCAGGAUUGUCUGUUAUUUUCCUCAGGAUUUGUGGAAUCUGAAGAUCAUAACCCAGAAAAUCUGGAAAUAAGGUUUGAUGUGUCAUCAGUGUUAAAGGAGCUCAAGAGAGGAAAGCGGCUGGUGUGCAGCUUCUGCCGCAAGAAGGGGGCCACGGUGGGCUGCGAGGAGCGCGCAUGCCGCAGGAGCUACCACUUCUUCUGCGCGCUCUGCGACGAUGCAGCCGUGGAGACCGACGAGGUCAAGGGCGUCUACAGAGUGUUCUGCCCAAAACAUGAUCCAGGGAAUAGGACCAAUCACUACGAUGCAGCUAAUAAGAAAAGAAGACGUACAUUGACAUCUCCCACCAUCACAGAAGAAAUGAGUACAGAAGAGACAGCAGAAGAAAACCAUUUACGAAUACUAAAAAGAAAAAACAACAGGCAUAAAGUUCGAAUAGACUUUGUUAGGAAGUGCAAACAAGCUGGGCUUCUGGAUGACAUAUUUGAAGAAAUGCUGGACACACUUCACCUGGCUCAGGAAAAACUGAUGGACGACAACACUUCAGAAACAGAGUAUGAAGAGACAGUGAUGGCACUGUUUGACUGUGGACUUUUUGAAAAUAUACUGACAAAUAUUUAUUCAGUAACAGAAGAAAAAAUCCAGAAACUUUUGGAAAACAGAAAAAGACUGGAUCACAAGAUUGAGCUACUGCAGGACUUAAGAGAAGUCAUCAUUCCUACUCCAGAGAACACGGCCAAUACAUCCAGUACAGUGUCUGAAUAACACCUCUCUGUGAUGGUGCAAUUGUUAGGAUUUUCUAAUGAUAAAGACCAUAGAGCAGUCUGGUCAGUGCCCAAUUCCCUAGCCCCAAGAUGAGGGCUGAAUAGGUGCAAGAAUGUGGUGUUGCACUCUUUUUUAUACCUCACUUUUGCAAUAAUUUAAAGUCCUUCAAGUUUUCAAAUUUUCAUCUUCAAAUUUUUGCCUGGUUCCACUAUAAAUUUCCAUUUAUAUUGCACAAUGGAAUAUAAAUCAGUGUUAUAAACCAAAUUUAGCUUUUGUGAAAACCCAAGAGAACCCUCCAGGGAAGAGUUUUUUUUUUCAAAGCCAAGGGCAUGUUCAGCUGCCACAGAACACUUGCUGAAGUCACUUAAAACUAUGGGAGCCCUCUCCUGGCUGGGCAGUAGCUGCCUCGCUUGUCUGUGUCCAGACGGUGAUGUUUGAAGGAUCAUAGUGCUGCUUUGGCUUUCCCCAAAAAGAUAAAUGAGCAGAACUUGCACUCAAAGAAGCCUUUGGGAUUAUAAACAGGAGUUUAAUUUAAAAAGCCAAAUUAUUCUUCUUUAUUGACUGGUCAAGGUGUACUGCUUUCUGCUGUAAGGGCAGUGGUGAAGCAGUGUUUGCAGGCAGACCAGAAAGGGUUGGGCAGUAUAUUCAGAAUAGAUACAAUGUCAAAUGGGGCAGAACGGUGAUGGGAUCUUCCUUUGUCCAUUAAGAAAGGGUUCAACUUUCAUGUGUUUUGUCUUUAAAAUAUUGUUUGAAUACAGAAAAGCAUUGUUUAGCCACAAUAGGCUAAGUUAAUAAAAUAAAACAUUUUUUAAAGGA